UAAAAUGAUUCAUAUAUUCGUUAUUUUUUAAUUAAUUAAGAACAUUCAUCAGUUGUUCGAUAACAAUCGAUUUAUUAUCGAAUGUAAUGAAAUAAGAAUUGCUGCAUCAGUGCAAAUUCCCAGUGACCACCAGCGACAAAAUGACUUUCGAGAACUUUUAUUUUGAAAUCGAGCAGCAAGACCUGGACUAAAUAAAGCAGCUAGCAACCGUGGCUGGAUGAAGUGGGACUGAAAUCAGCGACAGAAACGAAAACAAAUCAUUUGUCAUUAAUUUGUUUAUUAACUUGGCGUAUUGUCUAGAAUAUAUCAGACUUGUAUUUUUGUAUGCUUUAUUAUUUUUAUUUUAAUUAAACCCACAGCAGUGAAAGGCUCUUCACAAGUCACUACUUAUUAGUCUCUGUGCUUCCGUGUUUGUUUACACUAUUAUUACAACGCGUUAUUGUCGCUUCAUUAUCAAACCGGUUGCCAUGUCAACGGCGGCGCUGGAUAAGAGCCUGUCUCGGAGCAGUAACGUGUCCAAACUGGAGCGACUGAACUGCCGCGUGGUGAAGCUGCUGACAGCGGCAGUGCAGGAGGUGCUGGAGGCCGUGAGGGAGACGGUGUCCGAGUAUCAGGAGAAAACGGCUCGCACACAGAGGGAAAACGAGAGACUCCGCCUGAAAUUACAGGAUGCACUGAAGAACCUGGAGAAAGAGCGAGAAGUGUCGAGACUUGCGUCCAUCUCAUUGUCCAUCAACCGCCCUUCUGUUGAGCCUCAGCAGAUGCCCGUAGCUCAACAUGUCUCUUGUUUAAACCAGGAUUCGGUUGUCAAAGCAGACGUAGAACCAGAAGCGGUGUGUGAUCUGCAAGUUGCAUUCACACUACCUGAUACAAAUACACCAAGAACAGAGCAAGUCAACACCUCAGAUUUGGACCAGACCAUUGAAGGAACGGAACAUAGCACUUGUACUGGUGUUUCUGGUGCCUCAUCAUGCCUAGACAUUAAAACUGAACCUGUUGCUCCUGAAUGUUUCCAACAACAACAACAGAUCCCUCAAGUUGAGGUUAGCAUGGCUGGGGAUCUGAGAGACCAAACAACCAGGCAGGACAACACCAGCUCGGGUUUGUACAUCCAGUCGAACGUCAGCACGCUCGGAAGGUGUGUAGGGAAUAGCUGGAGUACAAUAUCUUCCCUUCAAGGACUGGAAAGACAGCAUCACAGUCCACGAGAUGAGGAGCACCACAUCUGUCACGUUUGCGGGAAGACCUUCAGCCGUGUCGGGAACCUUCGGAUUCAUCAGAGGUGUCACACCGGGGAGAAACCAUACCGCUGCCUGGUGUGCGGCCGCUGCUUCAGCCAAGCAGGAGACCUGAAGAAGCACAAAAGGGUCCACACCGGAGAGAAACCCUACUGCUGCAUUCAGUGCGGCAAGAACUUUAGCAGGGGUGAGAACCUCAAGCGGCAUCAGAAGAUCCACAUAGGAGACAGAUUACGCCGGCAGAAUUUGUGGAAAGAUAAUCACGGAUUGGCCAUUUGACUUUCCGUGGACAACAUUUGGGAUUCAGUAUUAAGAGCUGACCAGAUGAUGCAUGAUGUACUCGUUAACAUAAGGUCUGGAGAGUAUGUGCUGGUACUCAGGUGUGUUACAAGCAAUGUUUUUUUGGAACUAAUUGCAAUUGUUGACAACUUGCUAUGGUAUGAGAGAACAUGCUUUUAUUGAAAAGCAACAUCACACCACCUCAGUGUUGAUUAUUUUCCUGCUGAGAUGCCGUUUUGAGGGGACCUCAUUUCCAACUGGGGACGGAGUCUAAAACCAGUAGUGAAUUUUACUGUACAACAUCCUAUUUUUUCCUAAGAAGUCUUUUGAAAGUAUAUGAUUAUUAGUAAUAACACUGUUAAACAUUAAAAUCUGCAGCUUUAUUACAUGUUAAACAGCCACAGAUGGACAGCAUGGAUGUACACACCUUCUCACCAAUGUUAAGCUGGAAAUGCUUGGGGCUGGGGGGUGGG
Hemibagrus wyckioides is the source of this 1990-nucleotide messenger RNA. Its product is annotated as zinc finger and SCAN domain-containing protein 26-like. Gene Ontology annotation, cellular component: nucleus. NCBI's taxonomy places the organism in Eukaryota, Metazoa, Chordata, Actinopteri, Siluriformes, Bagridae. The transcript has 3 exons. Bases 468 to 1517 code for a protein of 349 amino acids. The record is from RefSeq and is a predicted model, not a curated record.